CACCAGUGCCUUCUAGACCGGGAGCACCUCCCUCAGGAUGUUUUCUAUUCACACUCCCGCCAAAUAUGCCUCCAGUAAGGUCUACUGGUCCACCUGGAAGUCAAGCAUUGCCUUCUGCUUCUACAACAGCGCCUCCCAGGUCUUUACACCCUUCCUCGGGCACUCUGAUUUGUCCCCCAUUCUGGUUUGCCAUUGUCUAGUGAUUUCUGGUCUUCAGGGUUUUCCAUGGUGUAUAUUAUUUUCACUGUUUAGUAGAAUUAGAUUUUUUUUCUUAAUCACUUUCUAAUACUAUAAAUUAUGCAAUUGUCAAUAAUAUUCAUCCUGAAUUCAACCCAAUUUCAUUACUCUUACAAAUUAGAGCACAUUAACUUCAAUACUACGUCAAACAACUUUAAUGCCACGUUCUCCUCCUUCCUCUCCCUCUCCUCCCACACUUGAGAACUCUGAGAACUUGCAGAUAUACAAGAAGAGCAACUCAGAGAACAAUUCUAACAGAUGGGGGAUUCUCGAGUGGAGACAAUCUCGAGAUUAGCACAAUGGAAAAUCGAAAAUUUUGGAACUUGCUCUUACAAAAAAUCCGAAGCUUUCAAGGUCGGCAUUUGGAACUGGUAUUUAUCCGUAGAGAAAAAUCGUUAUCUGUAUGUACGACUAUUUCCAGAACCAUCCCGUUUGGCAAAAGAACAACCUCCUAUUGCUAGUUUCAUUCUUCGAGUCUCUAUUGCUGGCGCUAACCGCAAACCAUACAUCUCUCCGGUUCAUGAGAGAUUGCUUCAGAGUUGUGAAGACUUUGUCUGGCCUGUUGAUUCUACGUUCCAGGGUCGCUUCAUUAUCGAUGUUGAGUUUCUGGACCUGAAAGUGUGUCCUCUUAAUGGUGGGGAGCCCAGUUCUAUAUGGCCCUGUGAUGGAUUGAUGCAAUCGGUCUCAUCCCAAAGCACUCUUCGAUGCCUCUCGCGCAUGCUUGAUGAAGGCAUCCACACAGAUGUUGCCAUCCAUGCUGCUGAUGGCACUCUGAGAGCCCACAAGGCAGUUCUGGCUGCGAGUUCUCCUGUUUUCCAGAGCAUGUUCCAUCAUAAUCUGAAGGAAAAAGAAUCCUCCAUAAUCAACAUAGAAGACAUGUCGGCAGAAUCUUGUAUGGCCCUUCUCAGUUACUUGUAUGGAACCAUAAAACAAGAGGAUUUCUGGAAGCACAGGCUGUCACUGCUGGGGGCAGCGAACAAAUAUGACAUUGCUGAGUUAAAAGAUGCCUGUGAGGAUAGUCUCAUGGAAGACAUCAACACAGCGAAUGUCCUCGAGAGGCUGCAGGAAGCCUGGCUAUACCAGUUGAACAAGUUGAAGAAAGGAUGCUUGAUGUAUUUGUUCGACUUUGGCAAGAUAUACGAUGUUAGAGAUGAAAUCAAUAAUUUUUUCAGGCAAGCAGACAGGGAACUUACUCUGGAGAUGUUCCAAGGAGUGCUUAAAGUUUGGAACCCUGUAUCAACUUAGGCCCUGCCUCACGACAUGGGUUAUAGAAUUCUUUUUUUAAUCUCUGGAUGCUGAUUUUUGAAAAAAUUGAAUUUUUCAAUAAUUUAAAUGUCAAAACAUGUGACUU
Mangifera indica (mango) is the source of this 1588-nucleotide messenger RNA. RefSeq names its product BTB/POZ domain-containing protein At1g21780-like. Gene Ontology annotation, molecular function: protein binding. NCBI's taxonomy places the organism in Eukaryota, Viridiplantae, Streptophyta, Magnoliopsida, Sapindales, Anacardiaceae. The record is from RefSeq and is a predicted model, not a curated record. The coding region runs from base 496 to 1482 and encodes 328 amino acids. The transcript has 4 exons.